Molecule: messenger RNA, 2147 nt
Organism: Chenopodium quinoa (quinoa)
Lineage: Eukaryota; Viridiplantae; Streptophyta; Magnoliopsida; Caryophyllales; Amaranthaceae
Product: peptide chain release factor PrfB1, chloroplastic-like
Exons: 7
Coding region: 651-2033 (460 amino acids)
Biological process (GO): translational termination
Cellular component (GO): cytoplasm
Molecular function (GO): translation release factor activity, codon specific
Source: RefSeq, a predicted model, not a curated record
UGUGGCCAAACAAAAGUUACUUGUAGUAGUAUAUACUCAGAAGUUAAAUUUAUUUGCCCACUAUUUACACAAAUUUAUUUGACUACUAUUUGUGAUUUAUACUUCGUACAUAACAAUAGGUACACAUGUAGCUAUGUUAGAUCUUAGCAAAAGCGAUUUUUUUUUUUUAAUUUUUAAUUUUUUUUUAUGAAGAUAAUCCUAUAUUUUUCUAUAGUAUGGUGCUUUUGUGCUUGUGAUAGGCGAAUCAAGUAGAACAAUCACAAAAUUAAAUAGUACUCGCACUAGAUUUUUAGGAAAAAAUUAGUCUAAUUAAUCUAAAUCCGAAUUCAUGGGGCUAUUUACUUAUACCGAAAGGUAAAUCUAAUUUGUAGUUUAUUAAAUAUAAUGAUUAUUAUUUUUUAAGAGUUAGUAUAAUCGUACAUUGUCAAAUGUGAAACUCUAUCGAAAAAAGAAAAAAAAAAUGUUAAGAUGAUUUACCUUUGUAAAAAAGUUUUUAUUUUUUCAUAAAAAAAAAUUUGACAAUUGGUAAAAAAUGAGCUCAAACGUUGUCGUUUAAAAACAAAAUAGAAUAGCACAACAAAAAGCUUAUCCAUGAUUUAUCCCUCUUCUUCUUCCUCCUCUCUUUCUUCCUAGGUGAAGUGGUGAGUGCCAUGGAUGGAACCCUGCAAAUUUUCUGCACAAAUUUCAAAGUACCCACCUCCAUUAAAAUGCCCCUCUUUUCUAUUCAUUCUCCUUCUCCCUUUCUCUCUCCUCAUUUUCUCUCUCUUCCCCAAAACCCCACCUUCUCUUUUUCUUCAUACCUUUCUAUGCCAUCUCGCUUCCCUCCUUCUUUUGUUCAAUUUGCAACCCCAGAUAGUCCAUUGAGCAUUGAAGUUGGCACUGAAACCAGUGAGUGGGCAAUGCAAGAUUUCUAUACAUUAAGAAAAGAGGUAGAAAAUACAAGUAAACGUGUGGAAGAGAUUGUAGUCUCUGCUGGAUUGCAACACUUGGAGAAAGAGCUUGCAGCAUUGGAGUCCAAAUCAGCUGAUAGCACUUUGUGGGAUGACCGUGCUAAGGCCCAAGAAACUCUUUCGGCUCUCACUGAUGUCAAAGAUAAACUUAAACUUCUCAAAGAUUUCCAAACGCAGGUUGAAGAGGCAGAAACGAUAGUUAAUCUUACUGAAGAGAUGGAUUCUACUGAUACUGCACUUCUUCAAGAAGCUGCCGGCAUUAUUAAGGAGUUGAACAAAGCACUUGAUCGUUUUGAGUUGACAGAGCUUCUUUCUGGUCCUUAUGACAAAGAGGGUGCUGUUAUUACUAUCUCAGCUGGUGCUGGUGGGACUGAUGCUCAGGAUUGGGCUGAUAUGCUUCUCAGGAUGUAUAUGAGAUGGGCGGAGAAGCAGAAGUAUAAGGCUAGAGUGGUUGAUAAAUCUUUGGGAGAAGAAGCAGGGAUUAAAUCUGCAACACUUGAGGUUGACGGUCGUUAUGCUUAUGGUUAUCUUUCUGGAGAAAAGGGCACGCAUCGUAUAGUGCGGCAGUCACCUUUUAAUUCCAAGGGUCUUCGUCAGACUAGCUUUUCUGGUGUUGAAGUCAUGCCUCUUCUUCCAGAAGAGUCAUUAAAUGUUGAUAUACCUGAAGAAGAUUUGGAAAUAAGUUUCACUAGAGCUGGUGGAAAAGGAGGUCAAAAUGUAAACAAGGUUGAAACAGCUGUUAGAAUCACUCACAUUCCCACUGGUGUGGCGGUUCGAUGCUCAGAGGAGAGAUCCCAAAUCCAAAACAAAGUAAAGGCUCUGAAUCGAUUGAAAGCCAAACUUUUAGUCAUUGCUGAGGAGCAAAGGGCGUCUGAGAUCAAGCAGAUCAGGGGAGAUGCUGUGAAGGCAGAGUGGGGCCAGCAAAUACGGAAUUAUGUAUUCCACCCUUACAAGCUUGUGAAAGAUGUGCGUACAAGUUACGAGACUUCUGAUAUCACCUCAGUAAUGGAUGGUGAUUUAGAUCCAUUCAUCAAGUCUUACUUGAAAUAUAAGUACACUCAGAUGCUUUCAACAAGUAGUUAGAGAUGAUUUUGUGUACUUUGCUGAUUUGUGGUAGCAAGAGUGUCACAAAAUGAAUUUUGUAUAACAAGUACUUGUAGUUGGGUGCAGAACUUAAUGAUUAUGAUCAUUGUGGUA